Messenger RNA from Mytilinidion resinicola, 738 nucleotides. RefSeq names its product NAD(P)-binding protein. The annotation marks the transcript as partial. The record is from RefSeq and is a predicted model, not a curated record. The transcript has a single exon. Lineage: Eukaryota; Fungi; Ascomycota; Dothideomycetes; Mytilinidiales; Mytilinidiaceae.
GCCGUCACCCACCUCCUCGCCGCGGGCUGGCGCGUCCACGCACUCGUCCGCGACCCCACCGACGCGCGCGCCCUCUCUCUCCAAACCCUCGGUGCCAAGCUCUUCAAAGGCGAACUUAGCACCCCCUCCGUCACCAACUCCACUCCCCCCUCCGCCGCUAGCACCACCGCCACCGUCCCUGGAUUAGACGCCGCAAUCGCGGGCUGCGCCGCCCUCUUCCUCAACCAAAUGCCCAAUUGGACGCCCGGCGGGGAGGCCCGCGAAGCCGCCACCAUCCUCGCGGCCGCAAAGGCGGUUGGGGUCCAGCACGUCGUGCACGCGACGGGGCUAUCCCUGAACGACCCCCAGCAUGCGGAGAAGAUGGAGGGGAGUAUUGUGGCGCCUGCGAUCCUCGGGAAAGGGGAGGUAGAGGAGCUGGUGAAAGCGAGUGGGAUCACUUACACGAUUCUGCGCCCAGGGUGGUUCAUGACGAACCUCACGCUGCCGCUCGUGGGCGUGAUGUUCCCAGAACUCGUGGCAUCGGGGCGGUUCGUGCAUUCGUAUGGCGAGGGGUGCGUGCUGCCGCUUGUGGACCCGGAGGAUGUAGGGGCGUUUGCGGCGGCGGCGGUUGAGGACCCGGCGAGGUUUGGGGGGCAGACGAUUGCGAUUGCGGGGGAGAAGUUGGGGAUUAAGGAGAUUGUGGAGUGGAUUGGGAGGGUGGCGGGGAAGGAGGUGGUGGUUGUGGAGAGGUCGGACGAG